CAGGAAUUGGGAAUUGCCUACCAGUUACCACGCUAGGUACCAGGAAAUCUAGUGUGAUUUGCAAUUUAUGGAACUUCCUUUAAAAAAUUAAUAAUCUGUACAUAUUUAAUUUACAUGGAUAUUUUUCUGAUUAUAAUAUUUAUAAACUCCCAAAUUCCUGUUAUUCCACUCUUCUGACUAUAAUAUUUAUAAACUCCUAAAUUCCUGUUAUUCCACUCUAGGUAGUUUACCAAUCAUGUCUCUUCUCUUCAAUGGAAGAGUAGCUAUUGUGACUGGAGCUGGCAAUGGCCUGGGGAAAGCAUACGCGCUGCUGUUUGGCAGCCGCGGGGCAAAGGUGGUGGUGAAUGACCUGGGGGUGGCCAGGGACGGCCACGGUGCCAGCAGCCGGCCUGCUGAUGAUGUCGUCAAUGAGAUCCGGUCUAAAGGUGGCAGUGCAGUAGCAGACUACCACAGCGUUGAGGACGGUGCAGCCAUCGUGGCGACCGCCAUCAGCAACUUCGGUCGCGUUGACAUCGUCGUCAACAACGCUGGCAUCCUCAGGGACAAGAGCUUUGCCAGGAUGAGUGACGCUGACUGGGAUUUGGUCCACGCGGUUCACCUGCGCGGCGCCUUCCAAGUGACGCGCGCCGCCUUCCCGCACCUCAAGCAGCAGAAAUACGGCAGGAUCAUCAUGACGAGCAGCGUCGCCGGCAUCUAUGGCAACUUCGGCCAGGCCAACUACAGGUGCGUCGCCGGCAUCUAUGGCAACUUUGGCCAGGCCAACUACAGGUGCGUUGCCGGCAUCUAUGGCAACUUUGGCCAGGCCAACUACAGGUGCGUUGCCGGCAUCUAUUGCAACUUCGGCCAGGCCAACUACAGGUGCGUUGCCGGCAUCUAUGGCAACUUUGGUCAGGCCAACUACAGGUACGUUGCCGGCAUCUAUGGUAACUACAGACGCGCUGCCCGCAUGUAUGGGCCCGGGGGGAGUAUAGGUACCCGCCUCACCCAGGACAUCCUGCCCCCCGACCUGUACGAGGGGCUGAAGCCUGAACUGAUCGCGCCGCUGGUGGGGUGGCUGUGCCACGAAGACUGCGCCGAGAACGGAGGACUUUUCGAGGCCGCGGGAGGCUGGUUCGGCAAAUACAGGUUCGAGCGCAGUCAGGGGCAGGUGCUGCGCGGUGACCUGCUGCAGGUCGUCUCCCCCGAGCAGGUGCGGGACGCGUGGCCCGCCAUCACCUCCUUCAUCGGCGCCCUGCAUCCUACAUCCAAUGAGGAGGCCGUGGGGCUCCUGGCCAAGGAGCUGCAGGAUCUGCAGGAGAAGACUGAAGGAGGCGCAGGAGGGAAGGAUGGCAUCACAGGACCAUUGUCAGCGGUUGGGCUGGUGGAGACAGCGCCUGCCUUCACCUACACCGCACGAGACGUCGUCCUCUACGCCCUGGGGGUGGGAGCAAGCACUCGGGACGCGGACUUCCUGCGCUACCUGUACGAAGGCAGCGAAGACUUCACCGCCCUGCCGACCUUCGCUCUCAUCGCUGCCCAGCAGGGGGUCUUCAGUAGCGCCUUCAUCACGGGGGGCCUUCCUUCCUGGCAGCCUGACCUCACCAGGCUGCUGCACGGAGAGCAGUUCCUGGAGCUUCACAAGCCGCUCGCCGCGACGGGGGCGACGCUGCGGUCCACACUUGAGGUCGUCGACGUCCUGGACAAGCGCAACGGCGCCCUCAUCGUCGCCAAGGUGACGACGAAGGACGACGUCGGGGAGCUGGUGGCGACGUCGCAGUUCCUGCUGUACGUCGCGGGCGCCGGCAAGUUCGGCGGGCGGCGCAGCAACGCCGCCGUCGUGCCGCUGGUGGACGCCCCUGACGCGGCACCCGACGCCACCGUCGACUACACCACCAGCGUCGACCAGGCCGCCCUCUACCGCCUGUCCGGGGACCUGAACCCCCUGCACAUCGACCCCUCCUUCGCGGCAAUGGGGGGCUUCAAGACCCCCAUCCUGCACGGCCUCUGCUCCCUCGGCAUCGCCUGCAGGGCCGUCCUGGCCACCUACUGCCCCCACGACCCCGGUGCCUUCAGGGCCAUCAAGGUGAGGGACCUUCCUGGCCACCUACUGCCCCCACGACCCCGGUGUGACGUGUGCUUGUCAGGAGGCUACGUGGACCUCGCUCCGUCCAAGUCCUCCUCAGGGGCACCCACCGCCACCCCCGCCACCACCACCACCGCCACCGCCGCCGCCCCCGCCGCGUCGGGAGCCCCGAAGGCGGACGCGUUCUUCGCAGCGCUGGGGGCGCGCGUGGCGGCGCAGGGCGAGAAGCUCGUCCACAAAGUCAGCGGAGUUUUCCUCUGGAACAUCAAAGCCAACGACCAAGUCGUGUCGCAGUGGACUGUGGACCUUAAGACCUCGCCAGGGUCGGUGUACCAGGGCUCCCCCUCAGGGGUUCGCCCCGACGUCACCUUGACCCUAGAGGAGCAGCCCCUGCUGGAGCUGGUGUCGGGUAAACUCAACCCUCAGAAGGCCUUCAUGAGUGGCGCUCUUAAGGUCUCCGGCAACAUCAUGAUGAGUCAGAAGCUCAAGGAACUCUUCGAUGAGAAGAGCAAGCUGUAGGCAACCCAUCAUUGAGCUGUCGCGACCCCAGUAAUUGAAAAGAGGCUUAGAAUGGUUAAUUUGAAGCGUUGAAAAUUUCGUUUUUGGGGGAAGUGAAAAAGUUAUAUUUGGCUCAUGAAGCUUAAAGUAACUGAUUACUGAAUGUGUGCCAAAGUCAAGAGGCAAUAAUAUUAUUAAAAACUACAUGUGGGUAGGAAUGUACAACAUCAUUUCUGCCUCUGUUCAAGAGGGUAGAAUGUUUUACAAUCGGGUACCUAAAGACGCCUUCGUCCGUCAAUGGACAGGACCGCGUGUGGCGAGUUCAGUUAAUUUUGUUCCCGAUGCUCAAUUGGAUGUUUUAUGUAUUAGCUAGGUAAUGAGAGCUGCUAUGAUAAGUAUUUUUUUAUGUUAUAUCAUAAUGAUAUAUAAUUAUAUUGUUAUGUCAUAAUGAUAUGUUAUGUAUCAUUAGUUUCAGGUAUAGAUUUAUUUACUAUGUUUGGGAAUACCUAGCUUCUAGUCUGUUCUUGCUGCUCUCUGUUUCGUCUAGAAGUUAAAAAAAUAAAUAAAACAUAUUCCCAUUUUUAGAUAAUUCUUUUGAAUUUCUUGAAAGAACGUGCAAUUUUGUUCUGCUUUUCCUGUCCAUUAAGUUUUCUCUCAUCACUAAGUUACACCGCCCUCAACCUAGACGGUUUCUUUGAAGCCUACAGGUAUCAUUAAGGAAUAUAAAUCUAUAUGAAUAAUUUCCGAUUCUAUUUUUAUAGGAGUUAUUUCAUACCUAGUUUGUCUCGACUGUGUCGUAUUCAAAUAUUCUGAAAAACAUAUUUUCUGUUUGUUAUUUUUUGGGUUGAGCUUUACUUCGAGAGGAAACUUGCCUGGAGGCGAUGAUGGAUGAUGCAUCAUCAUGACAAUUAUUUCUAAUUAUUUUCUAAAUUUAUACUGAUCGUUAUUGUCGUUAUUACUGAAAGUCGUUAUUAAGCUUUUAAUAAUUACAUUUGUGUUUACUAAAUGCCAUCACUUCGAAUGAACACCACUGGUGUGGUGUUCAUUCUUUUAUAUACAGAGAAGUCUUUAAUACACAGGACAUAAUUAUAUAUUCGUGAAGAAUAUCUUAUAUCUAACUUUCCAAACAUUAACUGGAUCGAGUUUCACUUUCCUCCCGUGGUACAUGUAUCUGUGGUUGGGUUACUUGCUAUUGUAAGGCUAUAUGCAGUUGACUUCAUGUGGAAUAUUUUUAUUAAUAAGUAUUUUGUACUUGAACCAUUUAAUGGGAUUGUUUAAAAACUUGAA
This is a messenger RNA of Hyalella azteca, 3847 nucleotides long. It is a transcript of the gene Mfe2, whose product is annotated as peroxisomal multifunctional enzyme type 2. The coding region runs from base 236 to 2581 and encodes 781 amino acids. NCBI's taxonomy places the organism in Eukaryota, Metazoa, Arthropoda, Malacostraca, Amphipoda, Hyalellidae. The record is from RefSeq and is a predicted model, not a curated record. The transcript has 16 exons.